CUAUAAAUAGAAACUUAUUCUUGUCGAUCCAAGCCGAACAUCUGCUAUGCGCGCAAUGCACAGUAAAGUAUCGGAAUCACUGGGGAAUAACGAAGCAGAAUUCGCCUCCAACGCUGCUCAGUUCUCCACUGGCGGCGUGCAAGGAGACACGUCCUAACCGGGUCUAGACCUAAAGGGGUGGAUGGUUUAAGUUGUAGCCUUCAAUAGGUUAACGAGUUGCAUUAGAGUGGUUGCAACAAGGGGCAUGGCUUAUAUUAGCUGCUAAUCGAAACAUGACAAGAUGUCACAAAACAAUAAAUUCUUAGCCAUCCCGGAUCAAGGCGAUCUCUUCGUCCCGGUAGGGAAUGGAGGAUCUGAGAAGCGCAGCAAUUCUCCCGCGGAUGACGAGGACGAGGAACCCGAGGAUGACAUUCGACUCAUACCCAGGUCCUCUCCCGUGCCCAGGAAGCGCGGCCCAUCAAUUGCUGAUGAGACAGCGGAGUAUAUGCGAAUUCGACUGGCUUUUAAACGCCGAGUGUCAUUCGCCGAUGCCACAGGUGGAGAACUCGUGGAUGUGAAAGAAUUUGUGGCCUUUGAUUCAGAUGAUGAUGAAAGCGCCGAAAGAUGGGAGGCAGAAGAAGCCCGUUAUCGUGCAGCUGUGCGCGAACCGACUUACAGCAUGUAUCCAGAGUUUCAGGGCUUAACCGGCGAUGAUUUGAAAGCGUCGGUGCGCACCCACAAAGUAGAAGUGGAACCUGUGUCUUCUGACCCUGAUGAUCCGCUGACAUUCUCCGGAACAAUUCGUGUUCUCAAUAUUUCGUUCCAUAAGUCAGUGUAUGUGCGCUCUACCAUGGACGGUUGGGGCACCUACUUUGAUUGUCCGGCAGAUUAUGUGGAAGGCUCUUACGAUGGAGAAUCCGACCAGUUCUCAUUUAAAUUGUCGUUUGCUCAACCUUACCUUUUCCACGGCGCGCGAAUUGAUUUUGUAGUGCGUUAUGAAACGUCAGAUGGAGAGUUCUGGGCUAACAACAACGGCAGGAAUUAUUCGGUUACACUUAUUGUUACGUUUGAAGACCGUGCAACUCACGCCUCUGCCAUGGAUAUGCAUAACGUACGAGGUAUACUUAAGCCGCCAAGACCUGGAAUGGACUAUGAUGACUCUGAGGACUACGAUGAUGAAGGGGCUAGAGGGGAGCCAGAGAACCAGCUACGUCCGGUGCACCCUGUGAUCGUUCAUCCUGAGAUGGACAUAGACGUGGGAGGUCAGGAGCAGGGAUCUCUCUCCAGCACAGACCCUUCGCAAACAACAACAAAAACAACAACAACAACAACUGCAGCAACAACAACAACAAUAACAGAAGGCACACCCUAUUUUAGCACUACCACUGACCUGACUGCUCCAACCACUGAGUGGAGCCCAUGCGUUCAGCAAGACACCACAACUCAAGCCAGCACUUCCCUGCCACUGCCAGGACCAGAACUUGGAUCAGACCUGAACCACCCACCACAACCACGGCAAGAGAGCCAAGACAGUGAACCAGCAGUCCAGGAUGAAGUCCAAGAUGUAACUUCAGUCCCAGCAUGUCAUGGUGAGUUAUCAGCCCUGGCACAACACACUAUCGCUGAAGACAACCUUGGAUUGAGGUCACCCUCAGAGACCAGAGACACAGACCCUAAGCCUGAAGUAGCAACAGACAUACCUCAUCAAUCAGACCUUCUUGCCCGAGCUCCCCCGUGCCUGUCACUGGGUGAAGAAAUGGAUGAGAAUAAGCACAAAGACACAAGGCUCAUGUCUGCUGAAGAAAUGGAUGCGAACAAGGACAAAGACACAAGGCUCACAUCUGCUGAAGAUAUGGAUGCGAACAAGGACAAAGACACAAGGCUCACAUCUGCGGAAGAUAUGGAUGCGAACAAGGACAAAGACACAGGGCUUACAUCUACUGAAGAGAUGGAUGCGAACAAGGACAAAGACACAAGGCUCACAUCUGCGGAAGAUAUGGAGGAGGAUUUUGAGGAGCUCACAGCGUUAGCAAAGCAGGAGCCUGAGAUCGAGGAGAAGAUUGACACCAGUGAGAGGUUUGAAGGGUCAGAGGAGGAGCCUAUAGAGGUCGAGAAGACCGAUAACAGUGAGAAGUUUGAGGCAUCAGAGGAGGAGCCUGGAGAGAUCGAGGAGAAGAUUGACACCAGUGGGAGGUUUGAGGGGUUAGAGAGAAGCACCAUCACAGAGUUGGAGUCACCAACAAGCUCGGACAUCCUUGAGGAACAUGUGAGAAAUGGGAGCACAGAAGUCGUUGGAGUGGAAAUUGUUCUGGAAGAAAAUGCUGACCUCGAGGAGGUCCCUCGGGUGAGCCUGGGCAGUCAGUCGGAGAUCUCUUGGGGCCCAGAGCUCCGACCGACAGAAGAGUCUGUUCAAGCUGCAGGAGAGGUUGUGUCUUCCUCAGCAGCAAGCCGUUCACUGCCAACCCACCAAAGCCCCAUCCACCCAGGGCCAACAGGCGAAGACAAUACAGCCCUGAGCCAGGUCUCUCUCUCUGAUACCAUCUCUGAUGCUGACAAGUCACCAAGACCACUGCAGCACCCGAAGAAGCCAUAUGAGCCACCUGCAUUAGAGGAAUCAACUGCCUCCUUGGAUUCAGAAUAUACCAGUCAUGAAGAUUUGGCAGUUACGUCCGCUCCCAGACCAGACGAACAGAAAAACUUUGCAGAAGAAAUGGCCUUGCCACAGUAUCUCACCAUAGACUCCCACACAACUACACUAUCAACCAGAGAUGCAUCCCACGUCCCAGAGGAAGACUAUCUUGACGUCCCUGCUGGUACUAAGGAGAAGAAGUCCCCUGUUGAAGCCUCCUGUCCAGCCAUCCUGACCCCGGGGGUCCCCGAAAAUGCACUGGAGUUGCCCGGAGACUCAGUGGGCACCCUGGACGGUCCCGUCAGCAUCUGGAGGACUCUGAGACCUGCCAUGUUUGGCAUGAGUGUGGUCACCUGUUCCAUCGCAGCCGUGCAAGAACCCAGCAUUCUCCUCGUACUGGGACUCUACUUAAUUGUUCACUGUUUCUGAUCCAUCUUCCUUUCUUUCCUUUUUUUGCUAUUCUUUCUUCACUUUUAUCUUCUUGAGUGCCUUAUUGAUCAGUCCAAACCUAUCACCAACAUACAUUGCAAUGUUUGAAUUGACACAUUUCAGUUUCUUUCAUUCAUUUCAAACCCAUAAGCACCCAUAAAUAUGCAUACUUUAUAUAUUUUUUAAGUUAUACGUCAGUGCAGUUUCAUCUCUACUAACUCUGGUCUUUAACCAAUGCACAAUUUCAGUAACUUUUUGCAUUAAUAUUUCAGGUCCACAUGACAAAGCAGCUAAAUGUAGCAAUCACCAAUCAUAUCCGAAACCACAUCUUCAAAAAUCUUGAAUGGUGCACUCAAUACUGUAACAACAUUCAUAACAAUGGCGAUCUAGUCUACGUGUAGGGUGAAGUCAAUUAUAUUUACACUUUAACAUUGGCAGUGUAAUGAAAGUGUCUGGCGGUUUUUGCCUGGGAUGUGUGUUUUCUGAAGGUUUUAAGCAUGGUAUAUGAUACGCAGUGGGUGCCAUAUUAAAUUAAUUAUGAUCCCAAUUUAAUACAUUUGAAUGAAUUGGGGAAAAAAGGAUACAAUUAUACAAAACAUACAAUCAUGGCUGGCUUUUAUGUAAAAAAACUACAAAUAUGGCAGGCUUCCCACUGGCGAUGAGUGUGAGGGCAUCCUGUUGAAGGAUAUCUGUGCAUGAAGUGAAUGGUCUGUGACGUGCUGGAAACGUUGGAGAGGACGUUGAGACAACAGAGAUGGAAGUAAUGUCUAGGAUCAGACAUAUUUUCCCCAUGUAUGUUUAUUUUCCCAUAAGUAGUUAUAUUUUUGUGCAUAGAAAAAGUAUUUAAAUCAAAGGCCAGCAAUAAAUCUCCUUUAUGAAAGUAAUUUAAAGAGGAUAGGCACGUGGUUGACAUAAUAUGUGCCAAUAAAUGGUUUGAUAGAUGGUUUGCCGAGA
Messenger RNA from Sardina pilchardus (European sardine), 3991 nucleotides. RefSeq lists its product as uncharacterized. The transcript has 4 exons. Gene Ontology annotation, cellular component: protein phosphatase type 1 complex. Gene Ontology annotation, molecular function: glycogen binding; protein phosphatase 1 binding. Bases 281 to 3037 code for a protein of 918 amino acids. Lineage: Eukaryota; Metazoa; Chordata; Actinopteri; Clupeiformes; Clupeidae. Gene Ontology annotation, biological process: regulation of glycogen biosynthetic process. The record is from RefSeq and is a predicted model, not a curated record.